Messenger RNA from Monascus purpureus, 339 nucleotides. Lineage: Eukaryota; Fungi; Ascomycota; Eurotiomycetes; Eurotiales; Aspergillaceae. The record is from the annotation of a GenBank genome assembly.
AUGGACAAAAUAACCAUACCCAGCCCUAACCCGGACGCAGAGGCAGGUCCCGAUGAACAGCUUCUACCAGAGGAAGAAGGACGGCAAACACUGCAUCAGAAACAGCCCAGUCGACGGCGGAAAACAGGGAUUAUCCUCUUGCAGAUCAUAGCUCUUGCUUUGGCUUUCAUCACAGGAAGUACAGCUGGCUAUAAAUGGAGGGGAGAUCUUGACCAUCGGUGCAGGAACUUUGAGGAGGUUCGGAGAUGGGCAGAGGAGAAUCAACUUUCGGAGAACGUGCCGGAUGAUUUUCUGGCUCGUCCGAAGAGAGGAGAUAGGGUUUAUGAAGAGAUUCCUUGA